Drosophila albomicans is the source of this 5416-nucleotide messenger RNA. It is a transcript of the gene SCAP, whose product is annotated as sterol regulatory element-binding protein cleavage-activating protein. The coding region runs from base 1035 to 4976 and encodes 1313 amino acids. Gene Ontology annotation, biological process: SREBP signaling pathway. NCBI's taxonomy places the organism in Eukaryota, Metazoa, Arthropoda, Insecta, Diptera, Drosophilidae. Gene Ontology annotation, cellular component: Golgi membrane; endoplasmic reticulum membrane. Gene Ontology annotation, molecular function: protein binding; sterol binding. The transcript has 7 exons. The record is from RefSeq and is a predicted model, not a curated record.
CGAUAACUUUAUCGUGUCGUGAAGUUCGCCCGAUCCGAGACAGCUUAACAAAAAACGUGUUUAAUAAAUUAGCAAGAACCGUGAAUAUAUUUGGUCAUCAUAUAUGUACAUGCAUAUGCAGAUCGCAAAUAUAACAAAAGAAAUAUAUAAAAUUACAAAACAAGAAACCAAAUACAAUAAAAGUGUGCGGAAAAAGUUUUGCGUCGCAGCUGUAAAAAAUACUAAAUAGCCAAAAAGGAAAAGCAAAGUGAAAAAAGCGCCUGGCAAUUGAUAAUUGUAUAAAUUCACACAGCAAAGGCAUUUCUUAUGCUUUUUUUCUUUCUGAUAAUUUGAUAACAAUAAGAAGCGGCUGCUAUAAUAAUAAAUAGGCGCUGACUACGCCGAUGAGCGCGUCACAAUUGUGACUCGGCAGUGUGUGUUUUCAUGUGUGUGCGUGCGUGCGGCCGUCGGAGAUGCGCGAAAAUGUCAAUUAAUUGCUCACAGCGACGACGACGACAGCAACAACAACAAGCAUAGUAACCGCGGCAACGUCGACGGCGGCAGCGGCGGCGAUUGCAAAAAUCUACACGGCGCAAAUAUAAACGUGGGGCCAAAAGGUGCGAAUGAAGCGCAAGAAAAAGAAAAAUCAAUAGACAACCGAAUGCAAAAAUGUGUCGAUAUUAUUGUUAUGCUUCUUGUUAUGCCGAAAAUCAAAAAUGCUAUAGAACAGCCAAUAGAAGGAAUAAGAAUAAUAACAACAACAGCGCUAUUAAUAAAUAAUAUCGCAGUCGCGACGCCUACGCUAAAUGAAGCGUUGCAUAUGCCAAAUUGCGUAAUUCUAGCCAUAAAAAACGGCCAAAACUGAAACUCCGUCAGGUUGACUUUAGAACUCAGCUUAAAGUUCACCAAUCCUCUCACCUUGUCAGUGAGUCUGUGUGCGUGAUUGUGUGUGGUUGUGUGUUUACUAUCGUGUAAAUUCGGCUCGUGCUCUCUGCCGCGAGAGUGAGUGUCUGUGUGUGAGUGUGCACUACUGAUUGUGUGUGUGUGUGUGAGCCAUGGCUGCCGCAACAGAUGGCUCUGCCAAAACAGCAGCAGCCGCUGCCGCGUCCACAACAACAACGCUGCCAUUGAUGGCUAACGGCAGCAGCGCUGUCACCAAUAACAAAUCGCCAAAAAUCAAAGCUAACUCGCCGCAAUCGGUGGGCACAGCGACAUCGGCGUCGUCAUCAUCAUCAUCGUCAUCCGGACUGCCUGCUUCUGUGGCGCAUUUCUACUACAAGCAUGGACUUUUUCUGUCUAGCUAUCCAACAUGCGCCUCCAGCAUUGCCCUCAUGGCGAUUUUGCUUUCGUGCUAUCCACUGAUGAACAUACCGUUACCUGGCACAAUCCCCACAAAAAUCGUUUUGCCCUAUGAGGGACGCUACACUCCGCUCUUUGGCGAGGCAUCGCCACCAACAUUUUCCUCUGGCUUCAAUCAAAGUGGAAGCAGUGCAUCAGCUGCUGGGCAACCUCCGCCUCCGUCGUCGCCAUCAGGGUCAUCAUCAUCGGCGUCGACGUCGACGUCGUCGCCGCUGGUCAAUGGAAGCAGCAGCGAUCGAGGAAAUUUGCCUUGGGCGCAGAGCAAUCCGGCGCUGUACGUGCAACAGAUUGCGUUGCGGGUUAGCGUGUUGCCAUGGACAGAUGAAAUGCAGCUAAUGGAUGCGUUUCGAGCGCCGCUUUAUGAAGUUUUUAAAUUGCUCGAAAUUGUGCGCAAUCAUCAGAGCAGCGAGAAUCAGCGCACACUGGAGCAAAACUGUCUGCACGUGGAGAAUGUUAAACGAGGCGUCCAGGGUCAGCUCGAUCAGAUCUUUCCGGAAUACGGCUGCCUCCUGCUAUCACCGGCGAAUCUAUGGGCGCAGAAUACCCAAAACUUUACACGAGACACAAAUAUAUUGAACACAAUUUUUCAGUAUCAUAAUCUACAAAAAUCGAAAGUGUCAAUUGCGGAAAUGCUCUUUGGACUUCCCAUGCAGGAUACGGGAUUCAAACGCUAUCCGCUUCGUGCACGCUCUCGCAUAAUCCAGUACGCCAUGACGCUGAUCCUAAAGCAAAACGAUGCCGAGUACCUGGAGACGCUGAAGGAGAAAUUGUUGCGAUACUAUCCACCAUUGACAACGGGUCCAACUGGAGGAGACGUCGAGGAGCCCUCAACUAUCACAUAUAUAUUUUAUCCUGGCGAGUACAAGAUCUGGGAAUUCCUGCCGUUAUCCGUGGCCUUUAUCCUGGUGUUUGUCUACGUUUAUUUCUCCGUACGGAAGAUUGAUGUUUUCCGUUCCCGAAUGCUGCUGGCACUCUGUAGUGUGGUUACCACAUUGGGCAGCCUGGCGAUGUCGUUGGGACUGUGCUUCUUCUUCGGCUUGACUAUAUCCUUGCAGUCAAAGGAUAUAUUUCCGUACCUGGUCAUAUUGGUGGGACUGGAGAAUAGUCUGGUGAUAACCAGGAGCGUUGUCUCGAUGAACGAGACCUUUGAUGUAAAAAUACGCGUGGCACAGGCUCUGAGCAAGGAGGGUUGGCACAUCUCCAAGACGCUGCUCACUGAGAUCACGAUCUUGACUAUUGGAUUGGCCACUUUUGUGCCCGUCAUUCAGGAGUUUUGCAUCUUCGCCAUUGUCGGCCUGCUCUCGGACUUUAUGCUUCAAAUGCUGCUCUUCUCCACAAUACUGGCCAUGAAUAUCAAACGUGCUGAGUACACCACGGAGGCCAAGCAUCUGCCCAAGAUGAUGCUAAGCUGUACAAUGGGCAACGGACAGCAUGGAGCGGGCUCGUUGAGCCGCCAGGACUUUCGAUUCUUCGGAGCAGCGCCACCAACGCUUCCGCCAUUCGUGCCCGGCACUUUCCAACGUUCCCAAUCGCAUCCGAAGUUGUGCUUUGCCGAUGGCGUGGUCGCGGAUCGCAGCAGCUUGGUGAAUGGACAUAGCGGACAUGGUUCAGGCCAGGAGCCGCGUAUUCCCAAACGCAUUAAAAUUGUGAACUUCUGGGCACGCACGCGUUUCUUUCAGCGCGCCUUCAUGAUCUGGAUGAGCGUGUGGAUCUGCUCGAUUGUCUACAACUCGGGCUGCCUCGAACAGCUCUUCAGCAUGCAAACAAACGGCACCAUGAGCACCACCUACGAACUGCAACGUCAUCUACAAGCAACUCGCGGCGCUGUCAGCAGCUUUCUGCAGGGAUUCAAACAGACGGGCGAGCGGCUUGGCACGCCUAACUAUGUGACACCAGCAAUGGAUCGAGAGCAGUCGCCGUCGGAGGUGAACGAGACGGCGGCCGAAUUGCUACGCUUGAGGUAUCCCAACUUUGAACUGAACUAUUUUCUAUCGAACUUCCAUUGGUCGACCAUCAUGAAGCAGUACAAUGUGUCGCUAAGUGGGCAAUAUGUGACUCUGUUGCCCACCAUUCGAUUGACCCACGCCAUCUCGCCCGAACUGGCGACGUUGUUGCGCAAUCCGCAGGAGCAACUGCAGCAGAAUUUCCAGUGGAAAGCUUUGGCUGCGGCGCUGGAUCCCUUGGAUUUCAAUGAUGAUGAUGUGCGUCGCGAGUCGCCAAUGGUAAUGCCAGGAGGCAUGCCGCUGGUGCCCAAGAGUCCCAUGGAGAUCUUCUUUGCCAUUUUGUUGUGCUGCAUUAGCAUCUUUGUGCUCUGCUACACCAUGGUGGUCUUUUAUCGCUGCAUCUGCACGCGCAACUAUGCCGAAUGGCGUUCCAGUUGGCAUGAAUCGGAGGCGCCACACACACAAACCGAGCACAUACUUGAGGGUGUGCCCACACAGAUUGCUGGCCAUAAGCAUCGCAUUGAAUGCCUCGUAUCCGACGGCAACUACAUCAUCAGCUGUUGCCUGAAGGGUCAGAUCCGUGUCUGGGAUGGUCGCAGUGGCGAGCAGUUAACCAGCAUUGGACGCAACGAUAUGCAGAUAGCCCAGCCACGCCCGGAUGGACACACGCUGCUGCGUAAGCUGCCCAGUUCGCCGAUUUGGUGCAUCGACUACUUUGAUAAUCUGAUUGCCGUCGGCUGUGCCAAUGGACGAGUCGAGCUAUGGGAAGCACCCGCCGGUGUGCUCAAGUGUGCUUACCAAGAGGAUGCUAAACGAAAUCAGGGUAUAACGCACAUUCAUUUGAAUGGGGAUCGGGUGAUUGUGGCGCGCCUGAAUGGUCGACUUGAUUUCUAUCGUCUGGAGACCUAUUACAAGGGCAAGCAGAUCGAUUGGGGCUUCACCUCCGCCUACAGACGCACUCAUGUGCGAACUGGCUCAACGGGCAGUCUAGGAAUAAUGAUGCAGCAGCAGCAGAAACAACAGGAAGUCCCGCAAAAGACAACAAAGGAGGAGAUGAAGAUAACACUGGAGGGUGUGAGAUUGGCACAUCAGCAACCAAUUACCUGCAUGCAGGUGGUCAAUGACAUGGUCUUCACCGGCAGCCAGGAUCACACACUCAAAGUGUAUUGCCUCAACAAAUCGGAUGUAGAGUACACGCUGCACGGACACUGCGGCCCCAUCACAUGUCUCUUUGUGGACCGCUGGCAGCCAGGCACUGGUGGCUCAGGCUCCCAGGACGGGCUGCUGUGUGUCUGGGAUCUAUUCACAGGCGCGUGCAUGUACAACAUUCAAGCUCAUGACGGUGCCGUCAGCUGUUUGGCCUGUGCGCCCAGUUACGUCAUCUCGCUGGGCACGGAUGAGCGUAUUUGUGUGUGGGAACGCUUUCAGGGCAAUCUGCUGACCACCAUCAACAUCUCAAAUGCCUAUUCCAGCUUGUUAAUGCUAACACCAUCCCUGUUGGUAACAAGCAAAAUGGGUUCCCUAAUUGUGUGGGAUGUGCGAACGGGGCAACCUGCGCGAGAAGUCAAAUUGGACUUUGCCAACCUGCAGCUGUGCCCCAAAAUCAUGAUGCUCGCCUGCGAUUCGGUUGUUUGUGACUACGGCAAUGAGAUUCGCGUUGUACGGUUUCCCAUUGUGGCCGAUAAGUGCCACUAAAAGCCGAAAUGAAUUUAUUUUCUAAACAAAAAAAACAAAACAAGAAAAUGAAAAUGUUAUUAAGUUACAGUUAAAUUUAAUGAACAUGACACUUGUGUGUAUGAUAUAAUUUAAAGUUUAAUCUUACUGACGCAUUCAUUAAUUUAUAACCUAAGGCUAUCACUUUUAACCAGUGUCGUUGUGUUUAUUCCAUUAUACGGCUGCCUACCAUAAUAUAUAUAUAGAGUAUAUAUAUUUAAUAAUGUACAUAUGUCGAUGCAUAUGAAAAUGAUAACACACAUUUGUUUCACAUUAACAUACGUGCAGAUUUCUGCAUAAUACCAUCAUAGUGUCUUAAAAAGCCUCAACAUAAUAUUAAACGACUAAUUGUUAAAUUAUCUAUAUUUUAUAUAUUUAUUAGACUCAUGUACUCUUAAUUUUCUAUGUGAAAAGUAAAUCUG